UAGUACCAGGAAGCGCGAUACUCGUGUUACUGCUAGCUAAACAUGAAAGUAAACAUGAUGUCAGAUGACCCCAAAAACCAGCCAGUUGAAUUGAUAAGAGUUUUACAUGCAGUCUACGGCAGGACUGGCAGGUGAAGAAAUGCCUACUCCAGUAACAGAGGCUGCCAACCCCAUCACAGAGAAUAUUGAUGUUGCCAGCCCUUUAGAUAUAGUUUCUUUGCUUCAUAAAUGUGAUCAAGAAAUAUUCGAAGGUUGGAAUGAGUAUAAAAGUUUAUAUGAUGCAGAUGUGUUGGCAACCUUAGACAAAUUAAUCACCGUUGCAGCCUCUGUUAUCAAGAAUCCCUCAACAGGUGCUGUAGUACUUAGUGGCUGUGGAACCUCUGGCAGGAUUGGUUUUAUUACGACAAGAACUUUCAAUGCAAAGCUGUCUGAAUUGUCCAGGCUGCCAUGUUUCAAAUAUCUUAUAGCAGGGAGGGAUAAAGCCCUGUUUACCUCCCAAGAGGCCCCCGAAGAUGAUCCACAAUGUGGAGUGGAAAUGCUGAAGGAGGCAACAGCUGGGAAGAAGCAGGUGCUCUUUAUUGGAAUAACAUGUGGGUUGUCUGCCCCUUUUGUGGGAGGUCAGCUUCAGUACUGCCUAGAUAACCUAGAUGUGUUCACACCUGUAGUUUUAGGGUUCAAUCCCACUCAUCUAGCAAGAAAUAAUCCAAUAGAAAAAUGGGAUUCCACUUUUUUACAAGUGGUGAACAAAAUGGAAGAAAUGAAGGCCUCCUCUAAAGUGUUUAUUCUGAAUCCCGUUGUUGGGCCAGAGCCAAUCACUGGGUCUAGUCGAAUGAAAAGUGGGUCAGCGACUAAAAUCCUUCUGGAGACAAUUUUUGCAGGUGCUACUUUAUCUGUUCUGCCUGUGGAAAGGCCUUGGCAGACAGAACCUUUCCUUCGGUGCUAUCAAGCUGUAUGUGAUCAUAUUUAUACAAAAGAAAACAUAAGGAAUAUUGCUCAGAUAGUAGAACUGGCAGGAAAUAGUUUGAGGUCUAAUGGCAGCAUAUACUACGUUGGUGAGGACACACUAGGCAUCAUGGGAAUGAUAGAUGCCUCUGAAUGUCCUCCAACUUAUGGAUCUUCUCUUUCUGAUGUGAGAGGAUUUUUGGACCAAGGUUACAAAGCUUUCAGGAACAAUGAUGGAGACCUCAGCUUAUUGGGUAAACACUUCCAGAUAUCAUUUAAUGAUAUGAAGAAGGACAUCCUACCUUUUGUAAAGCCUUCUGAUCUAGUCAUUUACUUAUCUCAGGAUGGUAAAAUUGAUGAAACUGUGACAAAAUGCCACUGCAAGAAAGCCCUUAUUUCUUUUGCCAGUAAUUCCCCUACAAGAGAUAUGAUGGAUGUUGAAGUUGGUAUAUCAUUGCCAAAAGAUAAGUUAGUCUCCCUGAUUGGGGAGGAAGCCGUAGACCAUUUCCUGAUGUUGUUUGAGGAGAUCAGCUUAAAGUGGAUUUGCAACGCCAUCACAACAGGUGCUCAUGUCCUCAAGGGGAAAGUCUUCCAAAACAUUAUGGUGGACCUCAAAGUCAGCAAUAACAAGCUUUUCCACAGAGCUAUUGGCAUCAUACAGAGGUUCUCAGGGUUGUCCACAGAACAGAGUAGGGAUUACCUGCUUCAGUCUAUUUAUAACACAGAUAGCCUCACAGAAAAUGUCAGAAGUUAUAACAUAUCUAGUCAUAUAGAAACCGCUACACCUCUAUCUCAGGUUGUACCUCGAGCUCUGCUGUCAGCCAUUCUACACUGCAGUGUGUCAGAAUCCCAUAAACUGUUAGAAAAAGAACCAGUGAUACAAAGGGUUAUAUCUCAAACACUGUCUGGACUACAGAAUAACAAAUAAAACCAAAAGUUACCUCUCAAAACUGUCUGCACUAUGUAAUAUCAAUAUUAAUAUCAAGUUUUGUGAUUUCUCCAACAGUAACUGGAUUACAAAACAACAAAUUGUAAUAUGUAAUACAUAAGAAGAUUUUAUUUCAAAAUCUGUCAGGGCCAGAAAAAUAGCAAAAAGAAUGGGUCUGAAACUCUGGAUUUCAGAAUUUUGACAUAUCUGCUUCAGUAAUGAUUGUUGGAUAAUCAGCUCAAAUGAACUAGAACCCAGUGCAACUUACAGUUUACAUUAUAUUUAUGAAAUUCUCUUUUUUGCACAUUUUUAAAAUGUAUGCUUGCUUAUAACAUUUUUGAAUUAUUCAGGAAUUGUACACCAUUUCAGUUGGUUUUAUGGUAUAAUGUACAUGUGUGAAUAGUGACUAUGAAUAGUCUUCUUGGUUACCAUUUUCAUUGUAAACUAGACUGUGGUCCUUAUUUUUGGAGUGCUAUCCUCCAUUUUGGGUACAGGUUCUUUGGUAUGAGAUCUAGGGCAUUAGAACACAUUGAUUAAUUCAGGUAACUAUAAAUUAUCCAGCCAUAACCAAUCACUGCUCUCAUAGUCAUUGAUUUUAUGAAAUUUUAUGUUUUUUAAUUAAUAAAAUUCUUGCCAAUUGAU
Saccostrea echinata is the source of this 2512-nucleotide messenger RNA. Its product is annotated as glucokinase regulatory protein-like. Gene Ontology annotation, cellular component: cytosol; mitochondrion; nucleoplasm. The record is from RefSeq and is a predicted model, not a curated record. Lineage: Eukaryota; Metazoa; Mollusca; Bivalvia; Ostreida; Ostreidae. The transcript has 20 exons. Gene Ontology annotation, molecular function: carbohydrate binding; fructose-6-phosphate binding; enzyme inhibitor activity. Bases 107 to 1870 code for a protein of 587 amino acids. Gene Ontology annotation, biological process: negative regulation of glucokinase activity; response to fructose; glucose homeostasis.